Messenger RNA from Xyrichtys novacula (pearly razorfish), 42401 nucleotides. The record is from the annotation of a GenBank genome assembly. Lineage: Eukaryota; Metazoa; Chordata; Actinopteri; Labriformes; Labridae.
GUGUGGCAGGCGGGCGGGGGGUCGGAAAGGGGCGUGGAAUGAGCCAACAUCACAGGCUAAUGCAGCUUCCCACCAUGCCAUUAAUCUCCGUCUGUGGACCGUCUGAUCGUCACCCAGGUUGCCUACAUCUAUCCUGUCACCCUUAGGACUGCGUGUCGGACCUGAUCUCUGGAAGUCUAACGCAGCGGGAUGAAAGCGGCACAGUGAUAAAAGGAGCAUCUCCUCCUUGUCCUUUUCUCCUCCAGAAGCGGGGCUCGGCUCUCCUUCUCCUACCGGCGGAGAGAUGAGGAAUCCACUGGCCGGUUUAGCGCUGACAUUAUGCCUAUUUCUAGAGGUGAGCGGUGAUUUCUCUUAUUACCAUGAGAUAUUUAUAGAGCUUUGAUGGACUCGAGACCGUCUGCCUAACAGGAUAGCACUGUCCUGUAAGUGUAUUUACUAUGUAAAGACAGUAAGUCGCUGUCUUUUAAGGGCUUAUCGGACUGACAGCGGGCUGCCUGUGAUGAAGCUCUGAUAUGCGCCGCUUGCUAUUGUUUUGAGAGCGUUCCUCACCACAUCCCAUUCAAAACUAGUUUAAUUCAAUAUUUAUUGGCUUAUCAUCAAAAGUGCACACAACUAAAACAAUUAAAUAGUGUUUUUAUCAUAAGUAUGCCAUCUCCUGAUAACUUCGGCAUGCAAGUGAUCCACAAAGAAGCACUCAAUAGCAGAAAAUCUUAACUUGUGGAUUGAUAGGCAAGAUGCUGUAUCUUUCCACCCUCUCAUCGUGAUGUAAAUAGCAUGAGAGGAGAUAAGUAAUAUGAAGGAGGUGAUCCUGGUUGCAUCAUAUCAAGGCUGAAAGAGGAUCAAAGACUACAAAAUUCCUUUUCUGAGACUGAUCACUGGACAUGUUUUGUUUGCAUUGUCUGUGAAAAGAGAGGAGGCCAGCUGAGCUACCUGGGAUUGUUUCAUCCUUUGUCCUUGUGCCUAGACCUCCAUAACUACUCAAUGGGUUACUGGCCAUGUAGGACAAACAGCAUCAGACAAGGUAGAUAAACAGAGGGCAGGAGGUUGAAACCAAGAGGAAGCCGAUUUAUUUUCCUUUUUUUGAGUCACGUUUUUUUCUUUAUCUUCUUAUUUUCUAAAACAGAUUUUUUUUAUGCCUUAUUUUGCAAGGCCAAGUUGGCGCCACAAGAAGUCUCUUUUAAAACAUGCACUUUGGAAAUAGACUGGUUGUCACAUUUUUCCUUUUGAUGCGUGUUAGAGAUGUAAGGAUCAUUUAAGGAGACUAAGGGCAUGACAAGGCCUCCUAAUUUUAUUUCACAGGCCUGUAAAGGUAGCACGAAGUGGUCACGAUCCCCACUCUUCCUGCCAGUCCUGUACCGCUGACACUCAUGUCUAUUCAUAUAUUAUUAACUCUGAUCAUUAUUAUUUUAUUUCAUUCAGCUGACUUAGUGAGCACAUCCAUUUUGGAUGUGAGCAUACAGCCUAGAGGGAAUGAAGCCCUCAGUCCACGUCUCCUUGGUGCUGCUGUGCUCACUUUGAUAAGUGCUUAAGACAAACUCUGUGUUUAGAUUAAGAUGGAUGUUCUUGCCUUUCAUUUCCAGCAACUUUGACCAACAAAAGUUUGAUAUGGUUGCUUCAAAACUGCAGUUAAACACUGUGGCAAGACUCUUGAAUGCAGCCAGGAUCUUGUGUUGACUAUAGCUAAAGAUGUCCUUGUAAAUUCAACUUCAGAUGUAAAUCUAAACAAUAUCAAGAUGAAAGCUAACUCUUUGUAAGAAAAAUUUAUGCCAAGUCUCAUGAAAGCACAGAUUAGAGGCACAUUCUUCAUGUCUCUUGUUGUACUCCUUGCAGCUUAAGAUUUAUAUCACCAUAAUGAAGUGUCACGCCUUGGAGCAGCUACAAGUGUCAUUUUCUGUCUUGCAAGAUAGCAAUUUGUAAGUGGGUACUUUUGCAUAGUGAAUGAGAAGGCAUGAAACUGCUCUUGUAGCUAAUUGCUGUGCAAAAACUGUUGUCAGUUUAAGCUCUGAUUUUGGCUUGACAGUACAAAAUUUUAUGAGGGUCAAUGAUAGUUACAGGGUUGUCUGUGGUUAGGACAGGGCUCCCAUGCAUGAACACACCAUAUGCAGGCAUUUCCUGUAAACAGUCAGCUUCACAUUCUUAAAUUAGCAGUUAGUUACUGCAGUUUAGACCACAGAUGUACUUGGGAAUACAACAAAAUCUUUAGGGAAUAAUUGCUUCAGGCAAUUGAGUUAAAUAUAGCUGCGUUCACUUUAUACAGUGCAGAACAAGAAAGCACACAAUGAGCUCAAAGACUUUUAUACAGGAGUAGACUGUAUAAAAGCAUGGAUAACUAAACAUGUCCGUAAGAGUGCGGUGAGUCUCAGAUGUAACUUUGAUCCUUAAAGACUGCAGACCUGUGAGGCAAUGGGAGGUUUUUUUUUCAUCUAAUAUGUUUCACAGUUGAGAAAACCAUCUCCCCAACUCUAAAUGCAUAUUUUAUUAUUUCAUCUACUUGUCAGAGAUAGCAUUAAAUGUUUCAAAUGCUGCUUUUUCAGGUUUUGAAGGGUUUUCAGCUGUUACAUGUGUGGUCUUGUGUGAGAGUUAGGCUUGAGUAGGAAAUAUCUAAAAGUCAUCUGGCACCGUACAAUAGAUGCAGGAUAUGAUGCACACUAAAGUAAACAGAAAUUUAUGGAUAAUAUUUUGGCAUAAAGGCUCCACUUUUUUUCUUUGUUUUUUACAAGAAGAUGUUGAAUGAGGAAAAUCUUACGGAGUAAAAUUGCAAUAAAGUCAUAGAAAAGUCAAAAUGUUAGGAGAAAGUCAUUGCAAAGUCAUGACUGAGAUAUGGUUUCCCUUUCAAAACAGCAUUAAUGAAGUAAACAACUUUAAUCUUGUAAUAUAACAAAAUUGAUUAGAUUUUAAACAUUAAAUAUUCACCAAAAAAUGAUGGAUUUAACCCUCAUAAUUCAGCAGGAUGAGGGUUUUGCAUAAAGAAGCAGAGUUGAGCAGUCCGUUCUGUCCACAAGGGGCAAUAGAGAGCAAACUGAAGUUCCUCACAGAAGCUUUAAUCUUGGAAUGCAAUGACUUUUAUUUCAUUAUAUCGUGAGAUUUAAUCUUGUAAUAUGUUGAAUUAAUAUUCAAAAUUUUGAUUUUUUUUUUUUAUGUGGCUCCAAUACUCUGUCAUAACAGGGGGCCACUGAAUAGGGCCAAAAAGCUGUACUCUGCCCCAUAGCUAUACAGGUAAGAGGUAUGACCUAAAUCCCAUGUCAUUUGUGUAGGGGGCUGUUGUGCUCCUUAAAAGGAGGAGCUGUCGUGGAGACAUCUCCACCAACUGCAGCAUCUUCAGCCAGUUAGUUUACUUUAAAACAUACAUUAAAUGUGUAAGUAUCACCCUGAUAGCUGAGUGUAGUAAAAGAUUGAACAAUUUUUGUGUCUACCUAGAAAAAAAAACAACAAAAAAAAACAAAACAGUAUGUCCUAUCAUUUACUGGAUACACAAUUAAUUGCCAUCCAUUCCCAGCAACCAUCUUGGCGGUAUUCCAGCUUCAUUGCUGAUGCUUGACAUAUGUAUAAGCAGUUAAUGUUCAGCACACCUUACAUAGUAAUAAAUAAAUAAAUACAGCGAUAUCUAAACUAGAGCACAACUGGUGUGUUGAAAUGUUAUGACAAAUGUAUGUCGAUGCAUUGGUUAGGACCAAACAAGUUCAAUUUUCACCAUUUAAAGUGCACAUUGGACCACAGCAGCCUUUCCAUUUGCAGGAGCAAUAAUACUAAUCUGGCCAAUUUGAAAGCCGGGUCAGCAGUCAGUGCCGGAGAAGUGGCUACAAAACACUGCUUACAGGGAUGAUGAAAGAAAGAAAGUUCACUGAAGUGCCUCAGCUGGGAUUUGUGUCAAAAUUCGCCCGGUGUAUCUGAGACAUGACUUGAAGGAAACAUUCAGAAAGAAAGAAGUAAUUUUAGAGUGAAUGUGUCAGGGUUUUUUUACAUAGUGGACCUUGAGUUAUCCACAACUGUCAAAGAGAGAGUCAUCAGAUUUUCCAGAAUGUUUUUGUGUUAAUGAAAUGGAGUGUCAAAUGAAAGUAUAUCCAUUGGUGCAAAAUGGAAAGUAGUUCAUGUAGCUUGAAUUGUCACAGAAGAGCUGCAGUUAUUAUCAUAUGGUGUUACUCACUGAAUCCAGGUUCAGGUCAUAUCUAGUGUUAACACACCCAAAGGUAUUAUGGGAAUGUUUGUUUCAAAAUUUAGCGCCUGAUUAUUUUUCAGAUAGAAGGACUCAAAGACUAAUUUAAAAAAAUUUAGUCAGUACCGGUGACAGCUGUAUCCAUGCCACAGGGCUUUUUUUUACAUAUUUAAUUUCUUUUUUUCAUUCACAAUAAAGAGAAACUCCGAUGUAAUUUUGACCUUUCUCAGCCACCAUUUCCCCCCCUUGUGCUAGAACAUGCUCGUAAUGUGCAGUCAUCCAGGCUAUAAACCAAGCUCCAGGCGUGCAAAGCUGUCUCAGCUGUGCCUACAAUUAAAACAUAAUUGCAUUAUCACACAGCAAUAUGAUCAAGCUUUUGUCUCUACUGUUAGUCUCUUGUUUUCUGAGGGCCUUUGAAAUCAAGUGAAAGCAAAUAGCUCACAUUAUGAACGCUGUGUAGAUUUUGUAGUAUAAAUAAAUAUUUCCAAAUUAAUUUGAAAAGAAUAAAAGUGUAAUCAGAAUUUGGGGUUUCGUCCCAGAAUUAAAGAAACUUUAAUAAAAAUUGAAUCAAUAUUUAAAAAAAAAGAAACUUCACUGUUCUGUCCUGUGUUUGAUAUCAGUUUAUUUUGUAGUUGGCUGUUUUUCUUAGAAAUGGGUAAAAUCAGAUUUUAUGUUGGUAUUCACUUUUAAUGGCACCGAAAUAUGUCUGCAAACUGGGGAAUGGACAUUAAAAUCAUGGAGGAUGACAUGGCCUAAGAGGUGUGGGUGACUUCAGACAAACAAGAAAACGGUUUUCUCUACUUAAAGCUGUCUGUAACCCCACUGGAUCCUUUGUAAUGCAAAUACUUAAAGUAAAAUAAAAAACAAUAAAUACAUGAAUGAUGAUGAUUAUAAAAUGUCCUUGUUAUGUAUUCUGUGGAUGUUUCCACCAUGUUGCUAUUGGCCUCAACUGGUCUCCACACAGUGAGGAUGGACGUUUUUAAGGCUUCACUUUGGAGAAACUUUAGGGUGAAGUCACUCAGAUUACACUACAGCUGUUUGAUUACAGCAAAAAUCAUAGUCACAACUAUGGUAUCACAGUUAUUAAAAACAAUUAUCCAUGAUUUGUAAUCUUAAACUUUAUGUAACUUGAAACCUCUUUCAAACUUCAAAACUCUUAAUUUCUGGCAUGUGAGUAUUAACCUGUAUAGAGGACAGAUGGCUGGUUGUGCACAUGGCAGACCUAUUUGACCUUUUCCACCUACAGACUCUUAUGAUCCUGUGUCAACCUAGUGUGGAUAAAUUAGGCCUAAUUAUGAUUGUUUUCAGACCUUUGUCCCGUUCCCAAUUUUAAUGAUAGAAUUGGGCCAAUCUUUGCAUUUUUUUAAUGGUAAUAUAAAAAUGAAAUCCUGGCCAUCUUUACCUGCCACAAAAGUUGAUGGGAAACCUAAAUCAGCACUACCCUCCUGUAUCUCCUGUAUCUUAAACACAGGGGAUAGUUAUUUAAAAUUGGUGUCCCAUGUUGAAUUUGGCUGUUCCUCCACUUGUGUUGAUGUUUAGGUCUGUUAUAGUUAUUAUAUUAUAUAAUAAUUAUAGUUGGUGUUCAUUUUUGUGUUAAUUUUACAUUACAUGGGAAAAGCUGACGUCUCUUAAACUGCUGACAAGAAUUUGAUAACAUUUAUUAACAUCUUUUUACCACCUGUACAGAAAGACCCAAAGAAUAUGUUGUGCUAACCUAGCUUACACAUUUUAUGGCAAAGAUAGGAAAAACACUGGAAUGAUUUAAGAGCCUAUGAGAGCCUCAAGAAAAGGCUGCUGCACUGAAGCGAAUACCUGUGGACUUAAAAUAAAAGAAGGAGGAACAACCCGGUGGGAGUUUAAAGGCCAAACGGAUUACAGAGAUGGUGGUUAAAGUCACCACUUUGGUGGUUCUAGCCGUCUUUUGUAUCCGUGGUAAGUCCUGCCAUUUCGACACUACAGGUCAGACACUGUGGAGCUGUAGAGCAGAGUUUGUGACAACACUGGAGCGGAUUUAGAGCAUGAUGUGACUGCUGACAGUUUUACAACAGACAUUUAGAGCUGCUGAGUCUCACUGCACACCAGAUUAAUUCCUCCAAUUUAAAGUUAUCCAGGUCAGUUGAUGCUACACUCCAGUUUGAGAAAAAACAGACACGAGUAAAGGGAGACAGAAAGUGAGAGGGCUGAGUUAAGUUGAAUGUUUCCAUUCUCUGUCUUGCGUUAGCAUUGAUUUAAGACGGGCAUGCUAGUUACACAGCAGACCAUGUAAAAACAGAUUGUGUGUUCCUUGCCUUCCCACCUCUUCUGUCCUGGUGUGGAUGUAACAUGUCUUCAUCUGCUCAGCUCAGGUCUUUUGUAAAUCACUUCAGCACCUUUCCCCUGUUAUUUACCUAGCCUAUCUGUCUAGCCAGAUGAUUUUGAUACCACUUAGUGGCUCUUGUGAAUUAUGCUUCCACUUCCUCACCCUGACCCCUGCCCUUGGCUGAGAAACCUUGAAAAUCCUCCUGGCAGGACAAAGUUCUCUGCCUCUAAGAUUUACACCCCUCUGGUGGCUUUAUAGCCUCUAAUAGUAGGUACUGGCAGAGCUCACUUGCUGACAGUAUUAAGUAGUCAUAAGUCCUGUCCUCAUUUCAGUAACAGUGAAAGACAAAAGUUAACUUGAGGUGAAAAUGAUCUACAAUAAAAAGAAAGUGGACUGUAGCUAAUAAAUACUUCCUGGAAAUGAAUGAGAGAAGUGUCAAAAUAAACAAGAGUAGGGUGUAAAUGAGGGCUGUAAUUUGUAAAAUUCAAACCUAAGUACUUGUUGGACUUUGUGACAAUCACAAAGAGCUACAAAUCUUUCAGCAAGUAUUACUUACAAAUAUUCUAAUUUUCAGAGAGACAGAAUUCUGGGUUUUCGUUACCUGUAUGUCAUAGUCAUCAAAAUGAAAAGAAAUAAACCCUUGAAAUAUAUCAGUCUGUGUGUUAUCAAUCCAUAUAAUCUAUGAGUUUCACUUGAAUUUCUGAAAUAAAUCCACUUUGAGACAAUAUUCUUUGUUGAGAUACACCUGUAGACUAAAUUUACAGUUAUAGUGUUGCCAGUAUCCUCAGGCAGACACACGAUUUCAAUGUCAGAGAUGUUUGGGUGUCCACAGUUACAGAGUUAUUUGGACAAAUGCAUCUCUGUCACUUUUACAGCUCUGUACUGUUUGUUCAUUAGUAAAGUAUCAUAAUGUUUACGUUUUCUCCUCAUUUGUUGAGGUUUUGUUUACUGCCUAGCUUUGAUUUAGCGCAAUUUCAGUUGAACUAAUGUUUUAACUUUUUUUUUUUAAGUCCAGUUUCAGUCAGUCCAAGGCAACAAAUCCUUUUUACUUGGGGAUGCAUGUAAAUGUACUGAGCGACUGCUUGAAAAGACUGAGAGAAUACUGAACUAUAGAGAUCUGAAGGCUUUCAUGGUGGACUGGAGACCUGAUGCUGUGUGAGGUGAACGGGGGCAGGUCUGUGUUCUAAAAAUAACUGGUUUGUGAUGAAGUUUGGCCCUCUGGAUUGAUCCAAUCAUAAACUCAGUCAUUGGUCACAAAGCAGUAAGGAAAGCAAAAGAAAGUCUCUUCUUUAUACUCUCAACAUCUGAUUGAUGCACUUUGUAUUUUAUGACAAAGACAACCAUGAGAUCACAUUUACUUAAAUUGAAGUCUUCAUAUCUGAUUUGAUUUAUUUAGGUUUUAUUUAUUGGAGAAUUUCUGCCGACUGAGUCAUAUAUCAGGUGUAAGAACUCUAUAAAAUGAGGAGGUUGCCACCAUAAUGUCACUUGUUGGUUUAUAGACUGCAAGCCUGAUUACUAUAAAUGGAGAAAGAUGUGACAACAAGGUUGGGGGGCUGCAGCAGAGCUAGGGAGCUGUCAACACAAAUCCAAGCUGAAAUCUAACACCUUAGGUCACUAAAAGGAAAAAAAAACAAACAAACAGAAAACUAUUGUAAAACAGAAGUGAAAGAGUUUGGUGAAGAGUUGGUGAAACAAAUACUCUUCCCCAGGGACACUUGUCUACAAGGCAUGUGGAUAGCAGGACCUGGGAUUGAACCCCCCACCUUCUGAUAGGGAGUCAACCAACUCUACUACUGAGCCACAGCCUUCCCUUACUGUGUCUUUAUCACAAACAAAACCACUUACAACUAAAACGAACAACUAAAAUUUCCCUAUUAUUAUUUCUAAUGUCUGAAAUCAGCAGUUGAGGGAAGGGUAGAAAUCACACCAAUUGAUUAACUGCAUGCAGCUGAAACUGUGUUUUUUGACUCAUGCAGUUAAUUGUUUUUAAUUAAUAGAUGGAUUAUCAACUAGGGACAAUAUGUGGCGUUUGGCCAAUUAUCUGUAUCAGCCUUUAAUUUUACAGAUGGCAGCUGCACGGCUUUGUCUCCACCGCCAAUAUGUCUUUCCCACUGGGCCUGUUUGUCUCAUCUAGUUGGCAGCACACAGUACUGUCUGAUUGGCUAGAUGUGACACGACAACCCUGCAACUUAACUGUACUGAGUGUAACUGGAGAGUUGAUGUAGAUUAAAUAUUUGCUGGAGGCAUUUAAGCAAAGUUUCGUGUUGGAGUUUGUAAUAUUCUAAAUUCUGAAUCAUUGCUACUGUCAAACAUUGGUUCCCAACUUUGGUUGUUGGUCUCAUGAACCACUAAUAAUUGGCCCUGCCCACUAAGUGUUUUUUGGUCUAAAAAAGGUUGAAUAAAUGUCUAAAUGUAACAGAGACGACUGGUCUAAAUCAGGCUACCACAGGUCAAAAAUGAAAGUUUUUUAGACGCCUAAAUUUAAACCAAGUUUAGACCAGGUCUAAAUCUGGGCUAUAUCUAUACAACACUAUAUAUUGCUCAAUGGCUAUCAUAAUUAUUUUGGUUAAGUAUUUGGAGAUCAGUUAUGCAACUCACAGUUGCUUUUUGAAAUACAUAGUUAUUGAAUAAUGGGUUAAAGUGCAACGUCCAAAUUCCAUCUAAAAAUAUACAGAAUCUAGGCGGUUGAAAUUAGGUCUAAUAAAGAGCUAGACACCUAUUAGCCGUCUACUACUCAGUGGGUAUAAAACUAAUAUCAUUCAACCCUUACUGUAAAUCAUAUGUAAGUCGUAAUUGUCCCACUCUGCCUGUAGAUGAAGAGUAACAACAGUUUACUAAUAAGUAAAAGCAAAGUAGAGGUUAAACAUCCGUACUUGUAGAUGUCAGAAAAAGUGCCAACAUCCCUCAGCUAUGUUUUCUCCUAAUUAUUGCCUUUGCUUCAGGCCAAACACACACUGACAAUCAGAUGAUGUUUGUGGGUCUGUUGCCGCUUACUAAUGGCAGAGGUUGCUGUGCGGUCAGCAGAGAUCAAUAAGACAGGAAGCAGAGGGAGAUGAGGUUCACUGGGAAAUGGAGGGAAAGGAAGAGAGGGAUGAAUUAUAGAGGAGGAGAGGAAGUGAACCAGUGUCAGAAUCAAGUAAAGGAAAUGGUGGAAAACAAAUACGAUUAGAGUUUUCAGAGGUUGUUAUAAAUGUAGUGUCAAAUUUAGUCCACGUUUUUUUUUCUUUUCAAGACAGCAAAGCACUUUUACAAUAUCAUCACAAACCCACAAAGAACUAAGAUCUAUUUUUUGUAGGGUUGCAAGAAAAUUCAGACCAAAUUGAGAAAUUGCAAAGCUUUUAUAUCGAGGUCAAUAAGAUAUUUCGAUUCUUCUUCUGCAAUUGGUUGAACAUCUCCAGUUCAAAAGACCCACUCUAGAGCAAAGCUGUGUUCAGUUAUAUCUGACUCUUCAUGUGAGUAUCUUUAUUGACCCUUCUACUUUUGCAUUCUCAUCUACAGCUGCCGUAGCCUCAAAGACAAGCACAUCCUGAUCACCACACACACACACACACACACACACACACACACACACACACACACACACACACACUCACUCACUCCAGUUUUAAAAGCUUUAAUGGGUGGUGUAAAACCUUUUGAACUAUUCAUCCCCUGAACGUCCUCCAGCCAAAACCCAUCUGAGCUGCUUUUAAAGCAGGGAAAACACAAUUCUCUGGUUAUGUAACGGUCAUUUUUGUCCCGCAGGAGCACAGAGGGACAUUUUACUCUGCUGUCAGCGCUUUCACUGAGUUCCAAUUAGAGAGAGACAAUGAACAGAGCUGGAUGGUAACCAUGGCUGGGAGAGAGUUGGAAACUGGAUUACAAUUUGGUCCAACAAAUGUAGAUGGAGAGAAACCUUAUUGUAAAAUAAAAGCUUGGUCAAUCGUAUGAUAUUUAGAAAUCCAACAGCAGCACUGACGUUUCUGUUAAUGGUAUGCAUGAAUAAAAUAGACCCCAUUUUUCUUGCCUGCGCUCAUAUCCAUCCAGCUUGAGGUGAUAUUAUUAACUGAGUCAUACAAAGGCCAAUGCUGGCUUGGCUGUUGUGAGAUAAGAGGCCAAAAAGUAUUAGAUUUUGAGGAGGAUUGAGAGGGAAGAUAAAGGACUGGGAUACCAAAGACUGCACUGUUCAUAGGAUCUGCUUCAGUAGCACUGAACCCAAAAACUCCAGCCAGAGGGGUGGAUGAGCUGAAGCAGGGAGGGAGAGGAACAGAAGGAUAGUACUUCCUCUCUCAAGCAUUAGUAGUAGGGUUUGUUUAGAAGUGUUAUUUAUCAUGGCUUAACACUGUAGGUAAACAGUGUCCAGUUUGGCUAAUGUUAGCAGAGCUAGCGCCACCAGCUGUAGGUCAACAUCUACAUACGUCGAUUGCAUUACCUUAUCAAUGUUUUCUGGAUCAAAAUUCUUCCAAAUCACAACUCAUGAUAAGAUUCUAAUUGUCAUCUUUGCUUGGUUACAUCUGAAUGGUAGAGAAUAAGUCAAUUAUGGUGGGAGCUACAUGGACAUAAUUUAUUAGCAAAAUAUUUAUGAACAUACAGAUCCCUGAUCAUCUUACCCAUGUUCUCAAGAAGAUGGCAUUACUGUCUUUGAAACACACUGUUAUAAUUUGGUUUGACUAAAAUAGCCCAACAGCUAACCCCUGGGUUGUUGUUCGACAUAAGCGGCUCCUCUAAGAUGUUCAUUUAUUCAUAAAUGGAAACCUUACAUUACUGUAAGCUUCACAACAAAGUUGAGCAUUUUCAAAAACUUUUCGUUGGAUAUUCAGGAUCUCCAGAGGUUGAAUCAUGAUAAUAACUCUAGUCCAAGGUUACCUUUAGACAAAAAGAGCUAUGACUGGUUUAACACCAGUACAUAUAGGACAUGUCCCCCAGAGGAUGAGUCCUGAUGAUCGUGGCGAUCCCUGUCUUGUUUUGUAGUGUUUGUGUUGUUUUCAUUGACCUUAAGUUCAAAUGCUGGGUGGUAAAUCCAGCUGUUCUAGUUUUUAGAAGAUGAAAAGACAGACAAAAGAUUUAGUGCCUCAAAUGCAGUUUCAUCUGAGGAUUUGAUCAUACACUUGCUGUGUGGAUAAGAUUUCCCACUAUUGACCACAGUGGUAGAAGAAAACAAAUGGGGGUCCAUGUACUUUGUCUCAGUGAAAGCAGACUGGAUGCUCUGCUGCGGUUCUACUUUAACAUGUCCCCUGCCAUCUUUCUCUCUGUCCCUCUCCCUGUGUGAGUGUUCCUGGCAUUUCCCCUCUGCCCAAGUGUCACAGUAUGGCCCCAUCCUCCCCCAGAAGCCUGACAAAUAACCUAUUGUGUUGCCAUGUUGUGUACCAGAGAAACAGCUCGACCUGGCAUGCCACCCUGCUGCUCUGGUGCGAUCUCUACACAGAGCACAGAGAUAGGAUCUGAUAUUGUCAUGUUUUUUGAGGGCCUGUAUUUAUCAAAAUUCUGCUGGGAAAUGUAGAUUUGUGGAAAAGGGUAAAAGAAGAAAUGAGUCAUUCAUACCCCAGCUCCAUAAACUGAAGGACAAAACUAUUUAUAAGAUACUUGCAGGUAAAAAAUGACUCCAGCAGUGAGCUUCAGGGUGUCUCUGCAAAAGAUAAUGGCACUGAGCAAACAAGGGCAUGGACCUGAAGCAAAUACUCGAGGGUUCUUGUGUAUGAAGAGUAGAGAAAGGUCCUUUUAUAUUAGCGUUAGUAAGGAAUAAACAUGCUAAAGAUAGCUUUGGAUUCAGCGUCAGAGGGAGAAGCUAAAUGGUACUUUAUGCUUGGCUUGAAGGCUAAUGUGAAAGUGUGAGCUUGUAAAAAAAAAAAAGGAUGACAUUAUUUUGUUAUGAUUGUCUCUGUUUUAGAGACAUUUUAGUAAGUUUACAGUGAGUUUAAUUGAUAUUAAAAAUUGCAGUGGUUUAAAGUAGGGGUGGGUGAUAUGGCAAACACAUCAUAUCUUGAGUUUUUUAAGGCAGAAUCAAUGUCUCCAUUUUAUAAGCAUUUAUUUAUGUUUAUUUGAAGACUAUAUAGCAAAUGACUGAGCAGUAAAACCAAACUUCUUCCUUAUUAAAACUGUACAGAAAAAAAGAGGAAGACUUCAAGUGAAAGUAUCCGUUUAAUCUGUGUGUAAAAAUUGGCCAACUCACGCCAAGUACAAUUAACAUGAAAAUGACCUCAAGUUUACUUUUAUUUAAGUUUUUAUUAUUUUGUAUUUUUUUGCUUUAUUUAAAAGUUAGCAUUAGCUUGAAAAUGUUAACAGCACUGCAGUUAAACAUAAACUGUCUGGAGAAGAAACAAAACAUUGAUUCUUUUUUGGACAGUGUGAGACUGUCUUUGUGUUUACCAUCUUCACAGCGCAUUGCGGGUAAAUGUAAUCUUAGACUUAAUCCCAUAAUUUUAUGAAAUAAUCUUAUAAAAUCUAUUACUUUUAUAGUGAGAGUGUACAGCUCGAUGCUGUGGAUUCAGCCUAUGGACUGCAUCAGAGUGCUUACUCUGUGCAUAAAAACAUGUCCAAAUGCAUCCUUGAGUUAGCACAGAACUGCAACUGCUGACAAAAGACUAUGAUGAUACUACUGUCUCUUUGGAUUUGCACAAUUUGAACACAUUCUGAUUCUUUGCAAUCUGAUAUUAUCACCCCUAGUUUGAAGAACAUGUUCUUGUAAAGCUCAGCAACAUAUUAUGUGGAGCAGUGGACACAAUAGAUACCAUUGUGUUCAGCUGAAUUCAUCUAAAUGUUUUUGCUGAAAAUAAAAAAAUAAUAUUUCGCCUAGUGCAUGUCUAUCUUAUCAUAGUAGAUGUAUGGUAUGGCACUCAUCAUUACACAGCAGAUAUAUGGCUAGUAUGUUUCUUUCUGAUCCGCUCUUCUUUCUUUGGGAAUAAUAGGAUCUUCAAUGAGCAGCUCUGAGAGGCCAUUCUUCUGUGGAGACAGUAAGAAAAGCUGCUUGAUAGUCUGUGUCAAAGAGACACUCUGCUCAGUCUGAGCUGUAAUAAAUCUAAUUGUAGCGUUGCAGCAUACAGCCUAAAUCAUAGAAUUUUGAAUAAUUCAGGCCAUGAGCUGCACUUUCUCUGUAAAGCAUCACCUCACACAAACCCUGACUGCACUUGAGAGGCUGCAGCAGCGUUUCUGCUAGACUAAUCUGAGAGACUGCAGUGAGCUGGGAUGAGCUAAGGACUGAGAGGGUUACAUAUCCUCACCAUAUUACGGGAUUUAAAAGCCAGUAUUGAUAUUAUAAGUAGUGAAGUAAUCUGAUAAAGAAAUGAUGGUCAGUAACACAUUUGAUAAUAACAAUUAAUCAUGCAGGGAGGCUUUCAUUAGAAUAAUGUAGAAUCAAGACUCAAUUAAAGCUCCUCUGAGGAACUUUGGGGAUGUGUUGAUUUUGGUACCCCUUAUGGAAAAAACUGGAUGACUUAUCCCAUUUCUGGCUUUGACCUCUGCAUGUUUAAAGCUCCUGAAAUGACCUGAAAAAGUAAUCUCACUUGGUUUUAAGAGUCCCGCCGAAUCGCUCCGUCCCGGGCGACUUUUAACCCAAUUUUAACCGGUUUUAAGCAACUUUUUAGACUGCAUUCUUAACAGUUUGUUGGCUUUUAAGUUGAAUUUUUACCGUGUAUGGGUUUUAUCGGCUAUUUUAAGACGGCCCUCAGACGAUCCACGCUGCAUUACGCACGGAACUCUGCGCGGGACCCGGAAGAGUGGGAAUUUUAAAUGGCUGUGUGUGCGGACUGCAAAAUAAAAAACUCACGGUUGGAAGAGAAGCUUUGUCGUUUGCAAAAUGAUCUCCGUGAGAAGGAUAGGCUGCUGGAGGGCUUCAUAUCCGUAGCUUCAGCUCAAGCCAAACAUAUAUCCCUGAGUCAGGCCUCCAGGAUCACCGGUCUUUCGCCCUCGGCUCUGGCACCACAGCUGGUUUCGGCCUCCGCUGCCACUCUGCCCUGGUUGGCCUCCCUGCAUUCUCCGAUCGGGCCGGCCGAGGGCCCUGCAGCCGGGGGUCCAGCCGGCUCACCCGUGCCGCACAGCGCAAAGCCGGCAGGCUGUCUCUCCACCUCUCCUCCUGCGCAUCGGUACAGUCAGGAUCUGAGACCGCUGGACGAUCCUGACACUGGCAUGGUAGCGGGGCUCCCAGCGCUCCCUACUCACAGCUCGACUCCAAAGCUGAAGGGGCAGCAAACCUGGCUCGAGGUGGCGCAACGCGGACGGAGGACGACUGCAGCGGAGAGAGUCCCUUCACCACCACGGCUCUCUCUCUCCAACCGCUUCUUGGCCCUGAGGGAUGAGGCUCCCGCUGUCCCAGUCCCUGCUCCGGCUCCACCUCUCCUGACGGUCCCAGCUCCUUCAGAGGCGGCUCCGCGGAUGUCCAACUCGGACCAGGCACCGCGGCCCUCCUCGACCGGGAUACUGCGUCGCAGGCUGCUGAAGGAGGCCGUCUCCAGGCGCUCGGAGAGGCUCCCCCGGGCCGGCAACAACCUCACUCCACCUGCGUCCGCUCACUGCCGACAAUCGCCGUCUCCUGCACAGGUGGAGCGCCCAACUUCCGAAGGCUUCAGCGCCUGCACACCAGCUCCUCGUCCCCUUUUUCCCCCGACCACGCUCAUCAUCGGAGACUCCAUAACCAGGUACAUCAGGUUUUUUAAUGCCAUCACUCACUGUUUUCCCGGCGCCACGGUACCUGUCAUCCUGGACAAACUUCUUAAUCUACUCCCCUCUCUCCCCUCCUCUGUCACUAAGAUUGUGCUCCAUGUUGGUUCAAACGACAUGUCCCUUAAGCAGUCAGAAAUCACAAAGAAGGAUUUUAACUUGCUUUUUAACGUUUUAAAGGACACUGGAAAGACUGUUUUUAUCUCUGGCCCGAUCUCCACUCUCGGUCGUGGAGGGGAACGUUUUAGCAGGAUCCUCAGCCUCCACACCUGGCUCCAAUCCACAUGCCCCACCCUCAACUUCGGUUUUAUUGACAAUUUUAAUCUGUUUUGGGACCGAGCAUCACUUUUCAGCCAUGAUGGGAUCCACCCCAACAGGCGGGGUAGCCGAAUGCUCUCUUGCAACAUCCAGUAUAUGAUCCACUCCUCACCCGUCUGACAGUCUGCACUCAGCAGCCCAUCUUUCCACAACCAGGCCACCCCCCCUCCUCCUCACAAUAACCUCUGGUCAUCUCAAAACAGUCCCACAAUCCCCGCUCAUUCACCUGCCAACCCCCACCUUCCUCCACCCCCCCCCCCCCCCACUAGUACUAUCAGUAAAUCCGUGAUUCCAGUCCGCAUCACAUCCUCACGUCCUCCCCGUCCUCCAGCCAGACUUUGUCCCCCCACCAAUCUCGUCCACAUCCCCCUGCUUCCUCGGCUACCCCGCCCUGCUUUUAACAGCAAACCUGCAAACUUUGGACUUUUAAACAUCAGAUCCCUCAACAACAAAACAUUUUUAUGCCAUGAUUUUAUUUCACAAAACAGUCUGGACUUUUUUAUUCUGACUGAAACUUGGCUGACUCCGGACAAUUGUAUUUCUCUUAUAGAAGCCACCCCCCCUGAUUCUACUCACCUCCAUCAGCCCCGGCAGUCAGGCCGGGGAGGGGGGGGUGGCUGUCAUAUACAAGAAGGAUUUUAAAUGCACCCCCAUCACCUUCAGCACUUUUAGUUCAUUUGAGCACCUUGCUUUUAUUGUUAAAUUGAAAGAACUUGUUUUAAUCAUAAUCAUUUAUCGACCACCCAAACACAAUGCUGUUUUUAUUCAGGAGUUUUCAGAGUUUCUAUCCCUUUUUAUUUGUAAAUAUGACAAAGUUCUUAUUUUGGGUGAUUUUAAUGUACAUGUCUGUUGUCCCUCUCAACCCUUAACUGUUGAUUUUAUUGAAACUCUGGACUCCUUUAAUCUUACCCAGGCAAUACAGGAACCCACUCAUGUAAAGGGACACUGCUUAGAUUUGGUUUUAUUUACUGGACUUAGUCCUGGGGAGUUUUUAACUAAGGAUAUCUGUGUGUCAGAUCACAAACUGGUUUUAUUCUCCAUGGUUUUAUCCCAGCCCUCUUUUACCGAUCACACUCCUGUUCUUAGAAGGGUUUUUAAUGCAUCGUCUGCUAGCAAGUUUUCGGAGCUUUUUAUCUCUGCAUCUUUAACUGCCCUCAACCCAGAUUUUAAUCCAGUUUUUAACACUGAAGAGCUUGUCUCUCUUUUUAACAGUAUGUGUGGAACCAUCCUGGACUCUGUAGCUCCUCUGAAAAAGAAAAGAUCUAACAGAGAACCCCAACCCUGGCUCACAGAGUCCACCCAUGAACUAAAGAGAAUUUGUAGACGAAAUGAACGCAAAUGGAAGAAAACUGGGUUGGUGGUUUUCCUCGAAAUUUGGAGAGACUCCUUGAAAAACUACCAGAAGGCAGUUAAGGAUGCAAGGGCAGCAUUUUACUCAAAUUUGAUUUUAGCUAAUUAUUCAAACCCCAGAAUUUUAUUCAAGGUUUUAGAGUCUCUUUCAAACCCUUCCCCCUCUUAUUUUACUGAUGCUUCUCAAGAAACCUGUGAGAAGUUUUUAAUUCAUUUUAUUAACAAGGUUAUGGACAUCAGGCAUCAAAUCACCCCUCCCAGUCUCCCUGUACUCUUAAGUCGGGAAGUUAAGCACUUUUUUAGUAGUUUUGAGCCGGUGUCCUUAAAAUUUUUAUCUGAUAUUUUAGCCAAAAUGAAACCAGCUACGUGCAGUCUUGAUUCUAUCCCCACCAGAUUUCUCAAAGAGGUUUUUAACGUGGUUGGGCCUAGCAUUUUAUCCAUCAUUAAUAGCUCUCUAGUGGAGGGAGUAUUUCCCUCUGCUUUUAAACACGCUGUGGUCCAACCCCUUUUAAAGAAGCCAAACCUUGACCCCUCUGAUUUUAACAAUUUUAGACCAAUUUCAAAACUUCCAUUUUUAUCCAAACUUUUAGAGAAGGUGGUUUCUAAACAGCUUUUAGGUUUUAUGUCCGAAAACAACCUCUUUGAGAAAUUUCAGUCUGGUUUUAGAGCAGGUCACAGCACUGAGACUGCCCUCCUCCGUGUGACCAAUGACCUUCUUUUAGCAGCAGAUAGAGGGGAGGGCUCAAUUUUAAUUCUUUUAGAUCUCAGUGCAGCUUUUGAUACAGUUGAUCAUACCAUUUUAAUUGAACGUCUUAAAAACUGGGUGGGUGUCAGGGGCACUGCACUUGGCUGGUUUCAGUCGUAUCUUUUAGAACGAACCUUUGCGGUCACCAUAGGCAAUCACACCUCCUCUACUUCUGCUAUCGCCUGUGGUGUUCCGCAAGGUUCAGUUUUAGGUCCAAUUUUAUUUUCUAUAUACAUGCUGCCCCUCAGCCAAUUAAUUCAGCGCCACAAAGUCUCCUUUCACUGCUAUGCAGACGACACACAGAUAUACCUUCCUUUGAGACCUGAGGACCCAAGAGGCCUAGCUGCUGUCAUGGACUGUCUAAGUGACAUUAACUGUUGGAUGGCACAAAAUUUCCUUCAGCUAAAUUAUUCAAAAUCUGAAAUAAUUCUCUGUAACAUACAAAACUCCCCCUCAUUCAGUCUUGUCUCGGUCCACACUCAGUAAUCAUCAAACCAACAGCCAGAAAUCUGGGAGUAACCUUUGAUUCAGACCUCACCUUCUCCACCCAUAUCAACAAGAUUGUCCAGUCCUGUUUCCUUCACCUGCGCUCCAUUUCAAAGAUUAAACAAAUACUCACCCAACCAGAUCUCGAAAAGAUAAUCCACGCCUUCAUUUUCUCAAGACUGGACUAUUGUAACUCUCUCCUCCCUGGUCUAAACAAGAAAUCACUCUCUCGCCUCCAACUAGUUCAGAAUGCAGCAGCUAGACUUUUAACUGGUUUUAGUCGACGGCAUCACAUCACCCCAAUUUUAGCCUCCCUUCACUGGCUUCCUGUCAGCUUUAGAAUUGAUUUUAAGAUUUUAUUGAUUACUUUUAAAGCGCUCAAAGGACUUGCUCCAAGCUACAUUUCAGAGCUUUUAAUAUCUUAUGAGCCAACUCGCAGCCUCAGAUCCUCUGGCGAAGGCCUCCUGGUCGUUCCAAAGUCGAGGCUCAAGACUAAAGGUGAUAGAGCUUUCUCCAUCAGAGCUCCUCGACUUUGGAACGACCUGCCAGAGGAGAUAAGGCGUGCAGAGACAGUCGCUUCUUUUAAGUCAAUUUUAAAAACUCACUUUUACAGACUUGCCUUUAUGUGAUGCCAUCUUUCAUCUUUUAUUGCCUUUUACCGUUUUUAUUUUUCUCCUUUUUCUUUUACCUCUUUCACCUCUUUCUUAUUUAGACUUACUGCCUUUUUAGCCUUUGUUUUACUUAUAAUCUUUUUAUUGAUUUUAAUGUUUUCAUUUUCCUUUAUUUUAUAUAUAUAUAUUUAAUUCCACUUUAUCAUUUAUAUUACCAUCAUUUUAUUUUAUUAUGAUUUUAUUAUUAUUAUUAAUAUCCUCUUUCAUACUUACUAGCCUGUUUUCUUCCCUCCUUUUCUAUUUCUUUUUUUUGCUUUUAUUUUGGUCCUCAUGGUCCCAUUUAUUUUGUAGGGUUCUUGUAUUGCCUGGGUUUCUUACGAAAAGUGAAACAGGCCUACAAUUCAGAUGCCUGUUUUUUAACUGAGCUUUUGUUUUUAUGUGUUUUUAUUUUCAAUGUGCUGAUGCUCUGUGCUUACAACUGUUGUCUAAGCACUUUGUAAACUUCUGUUUUUAAAGGUGCUAUAUAAAUAAAAUUAUUAUUAUUAUUAUUAUUAUUAUUAUUAAUAUAAGGUAUUAAUGUAUGCCUGUUUCAGUUCCCAUUAAAAUGUCCUUACUGGAGCUUUAACCUUGAGCAGACCAUACAGUCAAAGAUCUAUAGUAAUCUAGAAGCCUUGUAUUAGACUGGCCCAUACAUAUAUAGAGUCUUGUAUUACUGUAUUUUUUAAUUCAGUACAAUCCUAAACAACAAUACCUUCUCUUUUUGGUCAAAGGCUGUGGCCACACAUACUGUUUUGCACUGAAAGCACCCACAACCUCAAUUUUAAAACCUUUCUAACUGGUACACACAGUUGCUUGGUUACAAAAGUUGUCCCAUGGCACUUCUACUUCCCUGUUGAGUGAAUGUUGAGCCUUUUUUUUAAACAAUGGUGUGUAUAUGCCUCAUAUUUGCUUUCAUUCUGUAGCACUAAAGGGAUAAUCCAGUGUAAAUUUAAGUAUUGGUCAAACACAACUUAACACUGAGUUAGACACCCCCUCGAGAGAUAAAAGUUGCCAACCGCUUGCUUCUUUAGUUAUACCAACUCCAUCAAAGCCUGCACCAUAGCAAUACACAGCGGUCUAUGUCUCCACAACCUCAACCAAAAAGCCACUAUAUAGCCACAAAUAAUGCUCAGAACAGCACCUAACUUCAUCAACAGUACAUAAAGGGUCUUAGCCAUAGCAUUAGCCACCAAACAUGUUGGGGGUGCCCUGAAGAGUCGAUCACUGGGUGCUGCAGAGUUUCGCAGCUCAAGAACAUUUAUGAUCAUUACUUUGUGGAACUGCAAUCAGACCGAGACAUGAAGGCAGAAGAACUACUGGGUCUGCAGUCCAAAAUGAUUAUUAUGAUGAUUUGUUACUUCAUGGAAAUGAUCUGCUGCACUCGAUGAUCGACUCGUCAGGGCUCCCCCACAAACAAGAAGCUGCUGGAGGAGAGUGGGUGAGUCAUGUUUGGUCUCUAUUUUUUUUUAUUAAUAAAAACAAUCAAGAAAUAAUGUCUUGGCAUGAGACGCCACUAUGAAAGUGUAUCAUAGAAUAAUAGUUGUUUCCUCUUCCAUACAUAUACCACUGUGGUCCAAUUAAGUAAAACAGAAGUAAUUUAAUGGAAAGAAGACGUAAGGUCUGUAGGAUCGAUAGCGUCGCACACAGUUGUUGGGUGUGUGAACAUGGUGUGAAGUAUUUUACUGACACAAAAGUGAAGCUAAAGCAUCAGUGUGGAUGCUGGCUGGGCAAGGAGGUAGGGCGAGGGAGUAAGAGAGACCAAGGCUACAGGAAGACAGUUUUCAUAUCAGAUAUGGAGCACAUGGCCAAGUUGGUGCUACACAUCUAAAAGGAUGAGGCCUAUCAACACUCUUGGAACCUCAUGAUAAUUAUAUCCCGCCACCACAAUCUUAACACACAAAGGGUGUCACAGGUCAUGUUUCAAAAGUUGAACUAUUUUUAAUUGACAAUGCCAAGAACACGGCAUUGUUAAAAACAGGAGAUCUACAAGUGACCACAUGUAGGCUUUGCUGUCAGUGUAUGAAUGUGGUGUGAAUGAGUUAAUGUGGCUCGAAAUGUAAAACUGCCUUGAGUGGUCGCAGGAAUUAAGAGUAAUACAGUUAGUUAGUAAUACAGCCUAUUUCCCAAAUAUCAUAUCAGGUCAGACUGGAUGUGUUUAAUUAGUUAAAGGGAGUAAUAGGCCCUCAUCAGAAUGCAACACAUGGAGGGAACCAAGGCCAUUUUAUCAGAUUAGCCUUUUAUUUCACAGGGAAUAAAAUCUAACUAGGCUUAUGAAUAAUUUUAACAUCAAGCACACAUCAGGGCUCAUUACGAAGUUCAGAAAAUGAAGAAAAUAUCACAUUUUUAAUUAUCCAGUAAAGAUGAUCCCUUUACCUUUUAGUACAAUUCUGGGACUCACAGUGUGACUGUCCUUUUAUGACUCCUGCCUCUAAGUCUGACGAGGUUGUUACACAGUGAGCCAGACUAUAAGAAAAAAAAAAGGAAACCUGAUGUGACCCUGAUGGUAUCGGAGCUAGACAAUAGAACAUUGACAGAAAAUAUGUUAUUUACUGAUAAAAUGAUGUAUCCUAGAAUAUAACUCCCUCCAUUAUCUCUAUUUUGGUCCCUCUUUCUCACUGUCAGCUCUUUUAAUGUCAUCUCUCUUCUUUCUUUGCCUCCAGAUCUGUCUCUUUUAUGAGUCUGUAGACUUCUGUUUCCUCUUUUGUCAAGGCGUAAUUUUGUCUUUAGGCUCUUCAGUCCACAAGCAGCGAAUUAUUGUACAUCUUUCAAGAUGUGACAGGAUCUUUUGUUAUAAAACGCCGCUUUAGAGCAUGUAGGGAAAAGACUGCUGUCAAAAUUAGAAUCAGCUCAAACUGACUUAGACUGUGCUGUUCUGUGAUGGCUUUCAUUACUACUGUGGCAGUCAAGGACACAGCUUCUUUAUAAGCAGGCACACUCUCUUAGGAGAAUGGAUGUUAGCCAUGAGCAGUUUAAGGUCAUGUUUUUUCUAAAUUUUCUAUUUUUACAAUUUUUUCAAAUUGGUUUAAGUCAAUAACACGCCACAAAUCGGUCGCUCUAAGCAGACAGUUUGAAGAGAAGUAUUUACGCAGAGCUGUGACACAAAGAAAAAGAAAGAAAGAGGAUAGCUUGCCCAACAGCUGAAUGACAACCGUAUUACAGAACAAUGCAACAAAACGUUAUUCAUUUUUUUAGUAGUGCUUGAAAAAUGCUGGACAAAGAUAACAUGGUCAUGCUAAGACCCAAAGUAGUAUGAUAGCUUGCUGAAAAUUGUCAUAACCAGCAUGUAUCUUUAACUUUUGUCUCAGUGAAGACUGGUGCAUGCACAUCUUGCAAACCUCAUAAAUGUUUGUUGCACUAACUUUCUUCUGUUCUAUGAUGUCUCCUCUGCCAACCUCACUGGACAAACAGUUGAUUUUAUUUUCCAUUAUCAUUGAUUUGACUUCAUAUUAGCAAUUAAUUUGAAAAAUCGAUUCUUGGUAAACGAGAUGAUAUGAUAUAUCACCAGACAAAAUAUUGUGAUACCAUGCUGUAUCGAUUUUUUCCCAACCUAAUUGAUACAUUGGCGACCUGUUCAGAGUUGACCCUGUCUCUGGCCCAGUGAUGGAUGGAGUAAGUACCAGUUAGUCAACUAGUCACAAAGGGAAGAUGGUCCAGGUCAGAGAGAAGAGGCAUAAGUUCUUUUUUUUUUUUUUUUUUUUCAAAUAAAAUACAAAAGAAAAAAAAAAAAACAAAACAGAAAAAACAGAAAAAAGUUUCUGGUACUAGUGCCUGCAAUAGACCUUUUUCACAGUACCCGGAAGUUAGCAUUCUGCUCACUUCCGGUGUUAGCGUGUGGUGGAGCCACUUAGCAUCGCCCAUAGAUGGCCAUUCAUUUUUCACGAUAUUAACAAGCUUGCGACUCAUUAUUUUGAACUGUCUGGAUUUUGUACUUUACUUUUUGGGAAUUAUGUUUAAUAAGUCAUUACUGAAGAGCAAUGGUUACCAUCAUCAGAAAAUUUCCAGACCUAUUAAACAUAAUUCCCGAAAAGUACAAAAUCCGGACAGUAUUAUGAAGAACAGGAGUUAGUAAAACAGCACAGAGCAUAAAAUUUUACUUUACUUUUCAAAAAAAACGAGUUGCGAGCUUGUUAAUAUUGUGAAAAAUGAAUGGCCGUCUAUGGGCAAUGUUAAGUGGCUCCACCACACGCUAACACCGGAAGUGAGCAGAAUGCUAACUUCUGCGUACUGUGAAAAAGGUCUAUAAUGUAAAACCACUUUCACCCCUGUGCAUGUGCAUGGAAAGACUGUGGAGACUGGUUGAAAAGGCCCUGUCAGCUUAUUCACCGGACACCAAUAAUCUCUGAGUUGAUUAAAAUGAACUAGUUUAAGAUGGAUAUAUGAGUGACAGUUUUAAGAUUUAAAAAACUAUGAAACUUUUCUAUGAAAUGGCACGGCCUUUAUUAGUUGAGCAGUUAUUGGACAAAGUAGCUCAUGAGCUCACCUCGUCAUAUGUCAAAUUUCUAAAGUUCAACAUUGAAGACAAAAGAGAGGGGAUUGCACUCAUACUACUUUUAGUAAUCAGAUGCACACCAAAGAUAGACAACCAAGUUAAGAAGAAGAAGCCCUGAAUAAGGAUGUUUCAGAGUUUUUAAUGCAAUUUUGUUGCAAGGGUGGGGGAGAGAGACAGGGGACAUGCUUUCCAGGGAGUAAAGGAUGUGUGGUAAUAAGGUUCAGCCUUCUUUGGCUUCAAAACAAGUCUUGAAAUAUGAAGCCAAACACACAUUUUUGAAGCAGCUUCACAGAAGAAACAUAUUUGCACAUCCUGUACUGCACCAGUAAGAGCUAAGGCAUAAUUAAGACAAAUUAAGUCUUAUUGCUCUGAAGGAAAAAAAAAAACAGAUGCAGUCAGCCAGUCACUCCAGUAAUAUUCUUUCUUUGGUCGUAUUGCAGACAGGUGUUUGAUCAUGAAAUAGAAAAACCUGUGGAAAGCUGCAGAUGAAACACCACAUUUGCCCUUGAAAACUGCGGCAGUUUCUCUUCAUGUAAUUAUGGAAGUGACUUUGUUCUUUCACACUCAGCAGGAGUUAAUAGAGUUUAGUGCACAUCCACAUGAUACGAGUGGAUGUCUUAUCCGUUUCACAACCAUAUCCAAAAGCUGCAUAUUUUCAUUUGCAUCCAGACUUCAACUAAUCUUUGAGAAAAUGUCCCCACUUCAAUAAAAAUGAUGCUAUGUAUGCUGCCUGCCACCCUGAGGCAAGGCAUGUCCCUGCAGUAUGAUACACUUCAUUUAGCACGCUCUCCUCUAUCCUGCUCCUCUUCUCUGCUAUCUCACCUUCCCUCUCAGUCUUUUCAACAAGCUUAGCCCAACCCAUACCGCUUUUCAGCAGGGAGCGGAAUGAUAAAGCUGAAAAUUCUCAGUAUGGCACUACAAAGCUGGCUGUAUUUCUACAGCUGGAGAUCAUUUCAAAGGCAGUUAAUUAAAGGCGCUCUUCAGUCGCCAGUGCCCCAGUGUCAGAGCUCCACGCAUUGUGGGCUGAAGAAAGAAAUAUAGAAAGGAGGAUGCAGGGGAUCCUCCUUGAGUGUGCUGCUCUGCAUGUCUGGAGAUAGGAAUAGAAUUUAAACAGAGCUGUUUCAUGAUUGAAGGACACCUGAAUGUAUCAAGUAUUUUUUUUUUUUUAGCAUGCUUUAAAGAUUAUUGUCCAUUUGUUGAGUUACACCAUGAAAAAUAGUUGUUCUGUCCUCAAUGCGUAGCUUGCUUGUGUUGACAGGCAGCUAAACACUUCACUCCAAAAAAUAACACAGAAGGUAUCAUUUUUCUGCCAGGUUUAUGAUGAAGUAAUGUGUGGAACUAAAAGAGAUAAACAAAAUAAUACAAUCAUGAAUACUGCAUUUAUGAAGAUGCAUAAACCAUAAAAUAAACAAUUCCACAUCUGUGAACAAUACAAACCAAAGCCUAGCAUGGCUUACUAAAAUAGCUCACUCAAAGUAGGCUAAUUACAUGUGAUACAAACGAUAACACAAAUGAGUACAUAAUAUGCUAAGACUCGAGCAUGUAACCAUAAAUUCACAUGUAAACACAUACCAACGAUGAAACUCGUAGAAGAUGUAUGCUGAAGUGGCUAGAAGCUGGCAAAUGUGUUUCUCUGAGCUUCUUUGUUGUUUUUUUUCCUGUCACUUCCUGGAUGAAGGUUAUAUUCAGCAUUGACAAAGCCUAACCGCUGAAGCAAAAUCUUCCAGUAGAUGGCGGUACGGCUAUUUUGACUCGUUCAUUUUUUUAACUCACUCAAAUGAAACAUGAAAUGUAUGAAAUUAAACACAUCAAGUCCUUUUUUAACUGGUUUUAACUUUUUAUCUGAAUCUUGUGAAUUAAGCUGAACAAUAGUCUACAUGCAUAAAAUAUGAAACUACACCAUCCUUUACUUAAAGAGCUGCAAAAAAAAAAGUAUGUUCAUCACUCAAAAAGGUGUUUUGUCGAUUAAAUGCCAAAGGGCAUUGGGUGUUUAGUUUUUACUGUAGCAGUUACUCCAAGUAAGUUUCAGACUUUUGAUUCAGGUAGCUUCAAGAAUUUGUGUUCACACAUGGAUGAAAAGCAUCUAUAAACAUCCUGCUUCAGCUCUUUACAAUCAUCCAGGUAGUCUGUUUGGGUUUGUAAGAUCUUAAAAUAAGAUUCAUGUCUGUUGUCAGGUCAAGAUUUAAGCGCCUAUAUUUUUAUCAUCAUACGAGUUUUUCUCUAAGUCAGACCAAGAUACCUUUAUGGUGUGGUUGGGGAUUGAUUUUCUUCCAUAUGUAUGUGGCUCAGUCAAACAGAAACUGGCUCUAGCAUCAGGAUUUGCAUGCUGAGGUUUAAUCUGGAAGCUGAAUGACUUAACUGUGUUGCUAUGAAGCGGAGUGGUCUAAUGGUAUCGAAUGGUACAUUUAAUAAAUAACCUUACAUGUCAUCAUCAAUUUUUUUUUAUGAUAUUCAACUUUAUGAUUUAUCAUCAGCCCUGUGACUGAAACAUCUUUGGAAAGGGUAUUGCCUCAUUUAACCAUUCUUUUCCAUGUUUUAAUGUUGAUAUUAGUCUGUCUUGUGUUUGGAUCACUUUAUUUCCUGCAGUGUCAAACUGUGAUUUUAAUUUGAAGUUUACUCCCUCUGAUAGAUUAUGAGUUCUAGAGCUGGGGAAAAAAAACAGUGAAAAUAAAAGCUGGAAGUAAUAAAUGUUAAAUUGAUUUGUAACCAAAAGAGGUGUGCAGUUGCUUCAAGAGCCACUAGUUUUAAUAGUGCACAGUCCUCUCAUAGAAGGCUGCUACAGCUAGCUUGCUGCUGGCUGGUGCUGCUUCUUCUGAUUCAUGAUGUGUGGCAACCAAGGACCACUUCUUUGAACUCUUGAUAUUACCUAAUGCUUAUUUUAACACAAUAUCUCUCUUUUUUUUUAAAUAUAGUUUUUGGGGUUAUUUUGGCGAGUUCAUACAAGGUCCAGGUUUGUUUUUUUGUGUGUCAAACCUGGAAGUGGAUCCAAGAAUAACCACAAUCACACUGCAAACUUGUGUGAGUCUAGCUUAUGAUUAGGAUUCAGGAGUAAAAGUGAAGUGUAAAGAUACAUAAAGCUGCAGACUCCACAUAAAAAAGCAGUAGAGAAGAGAAAAGGUAAUCACAGAGUUUAAUUGAAGCUUCAAAAGAUUUAAGAGGUUAAAGCUAGCAUCAACCCUUUUCUCUGAGCCUCUUUAUUUACUAUUUUGUGAAAUAUGGGUCAAAAUGUUUCGGGGGCCUAUCAAAAUCUAUAAAGGUUAAACCUUUUCUGUUGGUUUCAGGCCAGCUCUGAUUUCCUAUUAAAGAUAUUUUCAUUGUUUUUUUUUUUUUUGUUGUUUUGUUGUUUUGUUUUCUUUUUUCCUGUGGUGUUGUUAUGUAUGUUUGCAGCCUUAAUCUCUUUCUUUUUUUUUUUUACAGUGUGUAGAGGCCAAAAAGUACUGCUGGUAUUUCGAAGGUGGAUAUCCCAUCUACUUCAUGUAAGUACCAUCAUGAUAAACACUACAGUCCACUCAAACAUUUGACAAAGCAACAAAAACGUGCACUUGUAUUUACUACUAAUGCUAAAAAUGUAUUUUUGAUGAAAGAUGAAACAUCGGUCCUGGGUUGUAUCAUGGUUGAGUCAUGGAGCUGUGUAGUUUGGCAUUUUAUUGUCACUGAAGCUAAAAUGUUAACCCUUUCGAUACUCUUAGUAUGUAUAAAUCACAUAGGAUUGAAUGUUUUCAUUUGACCAACCAUUAUACCAUUAUAAUUUGACCAACACUCUAAAAGGAGGGUUCCUCCAGUAGUAUAAGGAACAUCCCUAAACUGUUUGUGUUUGUCACAGCUUUGGCAAAGUGGAGUUUGUUUUCUACGAUCCACACACAGGAAAGGUCUUCUCCUCCUUUCUGUCUUUCUCUCUUUUCAGUUGGUGUUCCUUGCUUUGUUUUUAUAAAACCAGGAGUCCAGUUUUUUUUAUUCCUGAAAACAAACCAGUAUAUUUUUCCAGUUUUCCUUUAGUUUUCAACCAGCUACAUAGUCAAUCAUUUGUAUAUUUUUAUCAUCAUACUAAUUUUUCUUGUAGUCAGACCAACAUACCUUUAUGGUGUGGUUAGGGAUCGAUUGUCUCUCCCUUGUAUAUGACUCAAUCAAACAGAAACUGGCUGUAGUGUUGGGAUCUGCACACUGGGGUUUAUCUGAAAGUUGAAUGUCUUUACUGUGUUGUUAGGAAGAGGACUGGUCAACCAAAAUUUGACAGAAGAAAAAGGGAUGAAAAAUAAAUAACGCUUCCAUAUUGUAUUGUACAUUUAUAAAUAACCUUACAUGUAAUAUUCUCGUAAUAUUCACACACAAAAAAAUGCUUGUAAUGGUUGAGAAAUGAUGAUAAAGUCAAGAGCAAAAACAAAUAACUUUUCAAGUCUGUGAAAACAAAUGGAAGGAGAUCACAGGUGAGGUUCAUCAGCUAACAGUCAUUUCCCCAGAUGCAGAAAAAGCUGUGUGCUGCUGAAACAACAAUGACUAAACAGAAGAGAAAAGACAGAUGACAAAUGGAUGAUCAACAGACUGUUCAAUUUUUGUGUUGUCAUGUAUUGCAUACAUGUCUCAUCGAUCAAGCUUAUUUCAAAGAAAUUGGAUGAUCUAGUCACAGAGUUGUGUGGUGUCUGAAUGUAGCCGGCCUCCCUGACUCAUUGAAAAUCAGCAUGCUGGAUGAAAAAUAAAACACAGUGUACAUGUUUUUGGAUGUUUUUGUUUUAAACUGAUAUCAUUUACAACACUCCAUUUAAUCUAUAAAAUGCAUAUACAUUUAAAAUUAUCAUGAAAUUUAAGUUUCAUUUGCAAAAAAUACAGUAAACACCUGUGUACCAAAAUGAGGGGUUAAAUCUGCAGUUCUUUGCGGAGGUAAACAAUAAAUAUAUUUAUUAAAAUGUAGGAUGAUCACACAGAAGAUAUAGAAGACAUCACCAUUUCUUAUUCACAGUUUAAUGGUUGACUAAACUGUUGCAGUGACUUUAUACAGAGAAGUGAAACUAUAGGGACUCGAAUUCAUCUCCAUUUCAAACAGCUGACACAUUUAUCCACAGGCUUUUUGCGGGGUUCACACAGUAAGACUCUAAACAUCUCUCUGCCUCAACCUCCGUCUUUUCCUUGGUGCUGUGUUUAUUUGCCUGCAGCAGCCUGACAGAUUAAUAGGAGGAUUUAAGAUCUCGCUGUUUAGGUCUCAUGAGAAAACUCCUCAGUCCCCUCCUUUCCCUGAUGCCUGUUUCAGUGUGACUAUUUUCGUGGUCCCGGUCAUCUAUCUUUACAAGGACAAAACACUGAAAUAACAGUGGACACCUAGAAAACGAUUACAUGUAAUCAGGGUUAAAAACUGGAAUUAACACAGGAUAAAUACGAGUGACUUAACCUUCUGUCUCUUGCUGUGUUUGCCCCACUUUCCUGUUUCUCCUCUGUUCUAGCAAGUAAUCCCAAAAUGGCCCACAGAGUAACUUGGAUAAACAAGUGUCAAAGCUGUGACAAACACGGCACGCCGGAAAGAUGAAGAUGGGUCAAAAGGGAGAUCAUGAACCUAAAAAAGCUGAGAUGGAUAAAAAAAAGAUCCACGCCAUGCCAGGGGGAGUUAUGAGGCUUUGCAUAUGAUCAAUGAAAGUCGCCACAGCAGCAGCCUUGAAUCACUGAGGGUCUGACUCACAAAUAUUGUCUUUUUCCGGUUGCUGCUCUAAAAAAACAGGUGGUCCUGUUCAAGAAUAGUACUACUAAAAUGCAUUCUAACAUGAGUGCCUACUGUAUUUAUCCUUCAUAUUGUUUGUUACUGAGACCAGCUUGAGAGCAGCCUCUUGUCUGUCUAAACUCAGUCAUUUUCAUUGUAAUUGAUAAAAAAUUUCCAGUAAUUUCAGUUUUAAAAAGUAGUAUUACAAAUUUAGAUUGAGUAGUAAUGUCUUUGGCUGUGAUAGUUAAGGCUACUAUCCUCAUGAAUCCUACUUGUUUUGGCAAUAAAAGUAGAGAGAAAGGGAUCAGGCCUACAGUGCCACAACUUACUGUAGUCUGCAGGUCAAAAUAUUGUGCUUAUUUGGAUAUGGGUAAUUUGCGUAGACUUGUUCAGGAGUGUGUAUUUGUUGUCUUGUCAGCUGAGCUGUGCAGAACUUUUUUUUAGCCUUCUGGUCAUAAAUUUGCUGAGCAAGCUCAAGAAAGUUCCCUGAGUUUGAAGAUGUGCUGCUUUCAUUAUGGACACUGAAUGCUAUAUUUUUCUAGCAAGAUACAAUCUUAAGUCUGAAAGUUUGGCCUUCUUUUCUGUGUUUUGCUGUCUUUCUUGUUUGUUUUUUUUUGCUUUGUUUUCCAAAUCUGCUCGGCCCAGGGGUCUCUGUCUCAAGUUGCUCUAUCUAACCACGCCCAUCAUAUGUGCGUCUGUUUCUUUAUGUUCCUCUAUUUUAUUUCUUUGCCGUUUUUCUAGUUGUUAACUCCCACAGUCUGUGAAGUUGAAAGAGCCUGUAUCUAAAACAAAGCAUGGGGCCGUUUUCCACAGAGUAGUCUAGCGGGGGGGUUUGUGGGAUGAGCGCCCUCUGCCUGGGGACACCUCCAUUCCAGAAACUUGUCCAAGUAGCAUGUGUUGUACUUUUGAACAUAUGCAGGAUUGGUAAUGCAGACAGAAGUGUGAAGUCUGUGUUAUUUAAAGCAGUGUCAUGUGAAUUUUCAGCGGUUUUCAUUUCAUGAUACUUACUUCUGUGUCUUUUUACUCCAGGCUGUUCUUCUUCAUAAUGUCAUUCCCUGCUUUCUUCACCAGUAUCACUCUUCUCAUAAACAUAAUCUCUGACCUUGAUACCUUCAUUUUCAUCAUUUUCAUGUCUAACCAUUUUAGACUGUUCCUUCUCAUAAUCUUUCUCCCUCUGAUAUAAUUCUCUUCUUCAACUUCUCAGUCCUUGGCAUCACCACUAUCUCUCUCUCUCUGAUAUGAUCUUGAUUCUCAUGAUCACUUUCUCCUGAAUCUUCAUCAUCAUCAUCAUGAUCAUUUCUCUCCCUGGCACCCCUUAGCUCUCUGUUUCCUCCAUCCACACUGUUAUAUGGGCAUUUGCUGGUGGAGUGUACACACUUAAAACAGCUGGGCUGAGAGGUAACCCAACUUUAACCCAACCAGGUGUGACCAAUUGGAAUGUGUGUGUUCAGUUGAUUAUGAGAACAAAUUCCUGUAUCCACGAGAACUGGAGAAAAAAGACUAACAGAAGACUGUCCGAUGUUCAAGAGUUUCUGUCUGGCAAAGGUUAUCAGAGAGGAAGAGCAGAAAACCAAACAAAAAAACAAAAAGUACGUGAGGGCUGUAAUCAACCAAAAAUCUUGGUCGACUAAAACCCUAAAAAUUUAGACUAAAAAAUCCACUAAUGGAAGGGUGGGGGGCACAGCUCAGCGGAGUAAAAAUAUAGUAGACAUCGAAGCUCUUCAAUCUUCCUGUCUCCAGCUGGUCUCCAGUGGGUUGGGUGAAUCCAACAUGGUAAAAACAAGGGGGGUGUUCUGAGACAGGCUGUUACCUUUGAAACGGGGGUGCUCUGAAAACACCCCCAUUAGACCAAUCAGAAUUUUGGUUGACUCAGCACAUAUUGACCAAUAAGUCCACCAGUCCACUAGGACUUUACAGCCCUAGAGGGCUGAAAAUUGAGUUGCCCUGGCACUACACCAUCUUGGUAUUAUAGGCCCAUACUGUAAGGCUGCAUGAUAUUGGAAAAAACUAACACUGUGAUUAUUUUUCAACCCUGCGAUAUACAUUGAAAUAUUAAAAAAUACUGGAAUUUUCACCAGAUGAGCUGAAUAGCACUUUAUCUUAUGCUGCACUGCUGAAAUCUUGUGGACAGUUAACCUGCACUGAUCUUACCUCUUUUUGUGAAUGUUAGUAGAAUGGUGUCUGUCUGUCUUUGAGAUAUUUUUAGCUUGCUUUUAUUGUGUACUGGGAUGUUAUUGUGGCAACAGAUGAAGGCACUGCCCACACAGAACACGUAUUUUGGUCAACAUCAUCUUUCUUGUAACCAAAAUAAUUCCAGAUAACUGACUUUCCUUUUCUUAUUGGCAACAAAUCUUCAUUUUCAGUGGUUUUCUCUUGUUUGUUGCUCAUUUUGCAAUUGUUGUUGUUGUUACCGGUGUUGUGCCAAGAAACGCAUGCCCGCCAAGAAUGCAUAAAAUUAAAACCCAUACAAUUCCUAUUUGUUAGGCUAAACAGUGAAGAGUAAUGUUCUGACAGUAAUUCUCAGUGGACAUGCAUUUCUUGGCACAACACCGGUAGCGCCAGCAACUCACUCCAUGUGGAGGCCAUGUGCAGGGGCGUGGUUUCCUCCUCUCUGAUUUUGAUUGAUGGCUGGCAGGGUAGUCUGAUUGGCGACUGAGUAAAGAACAAAUGUGAUAAGCGGAUCACUGCACAGCACAGCAGAGUCACAUGGAGUGUAUCUCAGUCAGUUACCCUUGAAAUUAGAUGAGUUCAUUUGCCUCCUUCAUCACAGGCUCUGCAAUGUGACUAUCAUGCACACGUACAUUGCGAUGACGAUGCUCAAACGAUAUAUCGUACAGCUCUACCUUACUGCCAGUCAUCUGUUGGGUCUUUGCGGAUUUAGGAAGUCACCGUAGAAUGGAAAAACUUCCUCUAACAGGCAGAAACCUUAAGCAGAACCAGACUCAUGUUAGACAGUCAUCUUCUGCUCCUGCGUUGGGAUUAGAGAGAGGAUAGAGGGAGAUGCAGGAAGAGAUAGAUGAAUAGAGACCAACAACAACAGCAGUACUAGUCUACACAGACGUGGUUAUAGUGCCAAAAAUAAUGGAACUAGCUUGUGUGCUAUUUACAGGAGCAGCGUGUUAAUAAUAAUAAUAAUAAUAACUUGAUUAACGGCAGAUUGAAGACAACUGAUGCAGAUAGCCUGCCAAAUGCAAAUGCAAUAAGAAAAUAAAAAUAAAAAACACUAACUACAGCACCCUCAACUUCAGGCCUCUUCCUACAGCUCUACUAUUUAACACUGAACUUACUUGUGUCAGAGUAUUGCUAUGUUCUUGGCACUCGUACUUUAAAGAGGACUUGUGGGCUCAAGCUCUAACUCUUAGAGUAACCAGCUGAACUUGUGCAAACAUAAUGCUUUAAUUUACAUCGCAAGAGCAGCCUGGACAGUUGUUUCGAACCCUUAGACUGAACCCUUCCCCAGUCUAAGAAAGACAAAGAAGAGUUUCAUGAAUGACAAAUCUUUUUAAUCUCACAUAAACUAUGUUUUAUAUGGCUUUUACAGCACUUAAUGUGUUGUACAUUUACCAAAGAGAAUAAAGAUUGAGGCAGUAUUUGAUAAUUGUGACUUCUGUCUUGCAUAAUCAGAUUCUUGUUGAAGCCUUCAGAUAACUGUGGUCUAAAUUUACAUGAACUUCUCCACCAUGCCUCCAGGAAAAGAACAUAUAUAGAUAAAAACAUUCAAGGACGGCUGCAGGGAUUGGCACAAUAUGGAACAGAGCAAAGCCUCUCCUGGCCCUGGGUCUCCAGAGACGAUGGUUGCGCAUCCUUGUUCUGGUUUUAAAAUGCCAGACAGGAGUGAGGGUCAGAGGGAUGCACGGUCAUGCUGGCGACCCACAGUGAUCUAUCACACAAACACACACACUGUUAUUUCCAUAGACUGAUCUAUGGAGAGUAGAGGCAGUUGGCCUCUAGUCUGAGCACCUCGCUCUCAGGCUGCCAUUGAAACAUUUUUUUUUUGUUUACAAAGCAGAAAUCAGGAUUAAUGGUGGCAUUAUGACCCACCUGUGUGCUGCCUGAAGGCUUGUUACCGUAAAAGAAAUGUCAGAGCACUAUAAUGAGGCUUUCUGUGCCACUACAGUACAUACUGAAGAGGACACUGUUAGCUCUAUACUCUUUUUAUGGCAAGCUUAAAAAAUAAGAAAUGAAUCCAAGAAAAUCAAAGUAAACAAAGUCAAUUCUGUGAACAUGGAAGUAGUUCAAGAUGCAAAACUGAGCUAAAAGACUGAACAGAGGGACUUUUAUCAGCUAUUUAACAUCAACUGAUGUUUUUGUCACAAUGAUAUCACAAGUCAUACUAAUUGUCAAGGCACUUUGGAUUUGCUAGUUAUUGGAUCUAGUUAUUCCGGGUGUUACUUUUGACCAAUCAGAAUUGAGUUGUAAACACAGCCAGGUAAUAAGAUGAAAAAAAUGUUGCUUUUGGGGCUGUAGAACAGCUUGAUUUAUCACCCAAAAGCUUGUUGACGGCAGCUUUUAACACAGAUUAAUGUCAAGAAGGAAGUAUUGAAUCCAGCGUGCUUUAAAUUUAUGACACCUAAUUAGAGUUAAAACUGAGAGAGAAUAUUGCUGUGGUUAACUGUAGGGGAAUUAGUUGAGUGUCUGUGCCAAGAAAGCCAGAUGUUCUACCUGCUGCAUGAUGCUAGUUUCAGUCUCUGAAUGGUCUUACUGAUUCAAAAUUCAUAGUUUUCACAGAUUGGUUUAAGUGCAGAAAAUUAAACUUGUUUAGGUAAGUUUCUUGCUGUAGUUCAUCUGCUGCAGUGAUCUUUUAUACUGCAUUGAAAGUGUGACAAAGCCAAAGUCAUGACCUGAGAGUCCAAUUUGAUUUUUUCAAACUGAUUAUUUUAGUUUUUUUGGUGAAUUUGUUGAAUUAUAUGUUUUUUUACUCUUUAAACUUUUGAUGAACACUGAAAAUGUACUUUUCAAUUCAUUUCUUUUUUCCAAAAUAAAAGGGUUGAAAUUGAAACCUCAACUUCUCCUGCAUGUUUUAUUUGAAGUAUAAAAUCUUUAGUCUAUGAGUUAUAAAGCUAAGAGGUUAUGUGAGUUUCUUUCUGUGUACACUUGUGUCUAAUUGUAUUGGUUCCUUGGUGUGUGUGUGUUCUUUUGUUGUAGAUGCCGCUCCUAUGAGGACUGCUGUGGGACUCGCUGCUGUGUGAGAGCCCUGUCCAUCCAGAGACUAUGGUACUUCUGGUGAGUCACAGUUAGGCCUUUGUCUCUUGUCUCCGCUCAUAGAUAAGGACAGAGCAAACUUCCCUCUUGACAGCCUACUCAGUACCACACUUGAACUCCUCUGCAUGACUCAUAACUCCUUUGCUAAAUUCAUAGUUCUGAAAAUUUGAUGUAUUUCCUUUAAAAAAGAAUGAAUGAAAUCUUUUGCAGCCGGUAAGCAAAGCACAAGCAUGCUACUCUGCAGGGACCUGCUGACGUUAUACUCCUGGAUCCCUAAGAAGGUCCUUGAGUUAUUAAUGUUUCAUCUCUACUGUGCUGUCUCUAUCCGUGUCUGAAAAAUAAAUAAAUAAAUGCUUCACAAUCUGUUAUAUUUUAACAUUAGCUUGGUCUGUAAAUACUCAAAUAUGUGUGUGUUGGUUAGAAACUGAUUCAAACAGCUGUGAGAAGAUUUGCAAUAUAAAUUGAAUUCAUGCCUUCAGCUGUGCAACCCCGCAAAAAUAAUUAGGGAGUAUUGUUUAAUACUUGAAGCAGAAUUCAGCGUGCUUAAACAGAGAUUGUAUAAUUAGCUUUCAUUUGCACUUAUCAAAAACUGGUUUAAAACAGUCGUUGGAGAGAUUUCCUGCUGCACACUGUUGGUUUUGGAUAAAAACAGCAUUUAACUUUAUUUUAAGUAGAAGCAGCAUUGUUUAUAUCUCAACAGACACGAUAUUAUCCUAACCCUGUUAUCAUAGUUCUAACACUCACAGUUUUAUAAGAUGAGAUAAAACAGCACACACAGUCCUGCUCUGCUCAGUUGACCCAAUUUGAAAUGAAACAAAAAGGCUGACAGUGAAAGUCAAGAGUAUUAAAACAGAAGUAUGACAGCUAUAUUUUACCGUUAGCUUCACUUCCACCAACAGUGAGUGACUCACAUGUUAAAUGUGAAAGUCAUUUAUUGCAGAGUCACUUGUAAAAUUGCUUCCCCUUGAAAAGUGGCUUGUUGGUUUUAUUUAUAGAUUGCUAAAACACAUUGAAGUACUUUAAUGGAUUUAACAGUUCAAAAGACAAACAAAAUUGUGAGCAAAGAAUAUAUCAGGUAGUGUGUAAACAGAUGUAGGGGAGAGUGGGGUAAGAUGAGCCAUUUCUCAUAUUUCUCAGUUAAGCCACUGGCUCAACUUACCCCAGAACUACUAUGAUGACUUUAUUAGUCAUCUAAGCUCAAAUGGUGGACUUUUAUGCUAGGUUUUUGACCUCAUAUUGUCGCUCAUAGAUACCACAAUCAAUGUAUAAAACAAAUUUAAAAUGAUCUUUUUUGGUCUGAUCAAAAUUGUAAUAAAACCUUUGACAGACUAAAUUCACUUUCAAGGGUGAAAAAUGUUUUUUUGUAAAUAAAUGUCUAACCCCUUCACCCAUGUGCUUCUAACCUUCACAGACUCCAUGAAUUGAUGCCCAUCUCCUAAAUAUUUGGUCACAUGAUCAAUUUCCUUCACCAUUUCCAAGCAACAGGGGGUGGCUCAACUUACCCCACUCUCCCCUACUUUAUGUGACACAUGAAUGACGUAAAACAAUCAAACCACCAAAGGAUGGGGGGCUGGAGUAUGUACAUGUAUUGUAACAGCUACACUGACAGUUCCCUGAUAUUUGACUCAAAACUGACCAUUUUGUUGUGUUAAAUGAAAGCAAAAUCAGUCAUUCCACAGAAGCAAGCCAUAUUUUUGCAGACGAGUAAUUUGAUUGAUGCAGUGAGAUUGUAAUCCACAGGAGAUAGAUAGAGAGGGGCAUCUAUUUUAACUAGUAAAACAUCAGUGUGGAUAUUGGCUGUUCCUGAGUAGCUGAAAGCAACUUUAUAGUCAAUUUAGACUCAGACUUCAUUGCAGGCAGUCUUAUUUAUUGAGCCGUGCUCCUGUAAUUGAUACUAGUGACCCGAGAUGAACAGCAUUUAAAGUCAACAGAAACAAACACAAAUCAUUGCUUAGCCCAACCUGCAACUAAGACAGGGUAAAAUUUAUUUAUUUUCUUUUACAAAUAUGCCAGUGAUUGCAUUUCUGACAAGAUGGUUAGAAGUCUGAAUUUCACAGUGAAACACACUUUUAACAUUUUUUUGCCUUUAGCCUAGAGAUAACACGACUGUGGACUUUACUGAUUCAAACAUGUAAGCCAGUGAAUGCAAAGUUUGGUAUAGAAAGCAGCUGUGCUUGGUUUAGUCCUACUUUUCAAUAAGCAUCGAUUUACAAUGAUGUAUUGGAUAUGCCUGAAAAUAUUCACAGACAUAAUGACAGGGGAUCAAUGUGGACACUCAAUUAACAGGGCAGCUGUCUUGUUGGGAUAUUAAUGUCAUUUUGUCAUUCUGUGGUUUAAUAUGUCAGUUAAAGGGUCCUAAAGAGAGGUUAUAUAACAAUAAAACCACAAAUCAAACAUACGUCUUACUCAUACACUACAUUUACACAUCCUGUCCUCACCACUGUGGCACUGAGCUCCAAACAAAAUGUUUUUAUUUCUUUUUUAAUAUUGAAAGAGUUGACUACUCUCUUUUCACACAGGGUGCUGCUGAUGAUGGGAGUGUUGUUCUGCUGCGGUGCCGGCUUUUUAAUCCGCAGAAGGAUGUAUCCGUCCCCGCUGAGAGACGAGCCAGCUUUCAAUGUCUCCUUCACCAGACACCCUGUCACCACACCAGGUACCGUAGUACUGUUACAACCCUGCUCGUGAGGGGAAAGGACGCAACAUAAAACCCCGGUUCCGUGAUGUAAAACUUGUUAUUUAUUGCGAAAAGAAAUAACAAAGUGCUGCUCAAUAUAAAGUUGAGGCGAGGAACAGAGGGAUGUAGAGUUCUGCUCAAAGAAACAAAUAAACACAACAAAAGGCGACUUUAAACUAGAGAGGGAAAAUGACACUUUCUGAGGGGUUAGCAGCUCCCCAUCCCUUACAAUUCCACAAAAAAAAAUGUAAGGAUGCCUAGCCCAGGUUCACACUUUAAAGAAAUGAAGGUCCACAUAAAUGAUCAUUUUGACAAGUUUUACUGGUUGCAGAUCUUGGUUACAGCUUCUGCAUGCAACAAGUGUAACAAAGACUGGUCUGAGACUGUUCAGGUAUAUAUAGCUGUCCACGUUUCCAAACAGUCUGCUUACAUCUUGUUGACCUGAGGGAGAGUCCAUGUAGGGUAAGAACAAAGCACAACUUAUUCUGGGAGCCUGAGUGAUGUUAAACAGCUGUAGAAGGUCCUUAUUUUAUGAUACUUUCAGAGGCCCAUGGCUCCAGAAAUCUAGCACCAAAGUAUCCAAGGUAUUUGUGUGACACAGCUCCAUCACCCUUAAGGCUGACAUGACUGGCUAAAGAAAAUCAUCCUCACAAAAGAUAUACGAUUAAAUCGCCUCCACAUACGAAUGCUGACACAGAUUUCCUGACAAAGAAUCUAGUGAACGCGAGUGUCUACCUCCGAAGCGCUCCAAUCAUCCCUGAUUGGUUCUGCGGACUCAGCCCAUUAACCAAUCAGCAGCUGGUUCCCGUAGUAUCAACAUCCUCUCACAGUCACACACAGACACUACCAAACAAGGUAGAUGGGGCAACACAUGUAGUAAACACCCAGAGCAGGGGCGCAAAGCACACAAAGAGGCACCCUGUUGAAAAGGUGGCAAACACUGUGCCUAAUCUGCCUCUAAAAAAUGAUAGAAUAAAAAGAGUAAACAAAACAAACAAACAAAAAAAGGUUUUAUGAGUCAGGGUAUUCCAGGUAUAAAAUAUUGUGAACAUGGGGUGAAUCUGCUCAGAUUUACAUUCCAACUCUUGGAGCUGAAUAAUUUCCCAGACUAAUCUCAUCCUGUUCAUUCAGAUCCACACAGUGGUCUGAAAAGAAAGUUGGGAUUUUAGAGAGAAGUGGAGCGGCUGAUAAUAAAAUGAAUGAGAUUUUCUUCUGUGAUUCAGCCAAGCAGAAAAUGAAGCGCUCUGAGAAUAACCGCAGUGUAAAACCAAAUUCUGCAGAAAGUCUGAAUAGCAGAAAGGUGGCUCAGAGGAGGUCGCACUUGCUUCUUCUCCCUUUUAAACUCCAAAAAUAAAUUCCCCUUUAUGAGCGUCUGGUUCCAGUUAUUACAGACAGUUGGCCUAAGGAUGUGUAAGGACUUUGUUAGAGUCCUUUUGGGGUUUUGGGUUGUAGUCAAAAUGUAAUUACCAAAGUAAUAGUAAGGAAUUUAAAUAACUGUGCAAACGCAGAAUAUUACAUAAUUAAAUUGAUGGGAAAAUUAUUAGAUGAAACACUUUUUUCUGUCCACCAAAGUCUUUCCAUCAACCAGAUUUGAAACUUGGGUAAAGCAAAGUCCUUCGGAGAAAAUCAAUAGUUUUCAAUCUGAUGUUGUCAUGUCAACACAGAAACUACUGAGACAGAGUGAUGGAGCACAGCCGGACAUUUGACUCAUUCUUCUGCUACACCUCUGACACACAAACUUCUUAAGGUGUCAGCCCUGAUCUCUGUAUUUUGUAUAUCUAAAAGUGCAAAAUCCUUCUAAGCUGGGCUGGGGGGUCACCAAGCUUCAAUCAGGACCAAAUACUAUGUUUUGUAAAGUCGAAGAAAUGUUGUGGCAAAAAAAGCUUAAUUAAUCACAUCAUUUGCGUACAAUGCGUAGUGAAGCACUUUUAAACUGCAAAUAAAUGUAUCAACUUUAAGAUCUUGAUACUCAAAUGAAUAACGUUAUUGGAAAGCUGCUGCAAAUAAGGCUGCACGAUUCAUCACACAAGUCUAGAUUGAAAUGAAUUGAACGCUAUCAGACUCUUUCACCACAUUACAGAGCAGGAAAAGUGACAUUGCUUCAUCUCGCUCUGGUUCAAACUGAGCUCUUAGUAAACAUGUGACAGAUGACCCAAGAGGUUCCACAGACAAGUAAACUAGAUCAGUUUUUAGGCCAAAGACCAUGAUUAUCAUUUAAAGAUGAGGAAUAAGACAGUUAAAACAGUAUUUACGACUGUAUUUCACAUCGCCUUGAUAAAAAAUAUCUAUGACUUGAUGAUUACAAUGUUUUUUUUGUGUUGCAUCUUAUUUGUUAAUGUUCUUCUUGUAAAGGUAUAUUUUUAUAAGAAAAUGCUGAUAUGUGGAGUUGUGUAUUAUCUGCAGAAGCAUGAUAGACUAUGUUGGAUCAUUCAGCAGCUUGUAGACUAGCACAUAAUUUAGCUCCUUUUAAAGAACGGAUAACUAAACUUAGGCAUGAGUGGCAAAUGAAAGAUGUAUAAAGUCAGUCAGGGUUAAAGGGUUCCUUGCCUGGUUUCCUUAGCAAAGAGACCAAACACAACUCACCCACUCACCUCCAGCAGCCGCUUGUUUGUGGGGGAGCCCUGGCGCGUCGAUCACUGAGUGCAGCGGAGUUUAGCAGCUCAAGUAAGAGCAUUUAUGAUUACUACUUCAUGGAAACGCAAUCAGAGUUCUUGUGUAUCUUAUAUGUGCACUGCAGACGCGGUACUUCUUCUGCCUUAGCGUCUCAGUCUGAUUGCAUUUCCAUUAAGUAAUAAUCAUAAAUUUUCCACUGCGCUCAGUGAUAAACUCGUCAGUGCUCCCCCACAAACAAGCGGCUGGAGGAGAGUGGCUGAGUUGUGUUUAGAAACCAGGCAAAGCUGAAAGAUGUUUGAUGACUAGUGCUCUGGCUGGGACCCUAUAUGUACUGUUGAUGAAGUUAGGUGCUGUUCUGGGGCCUCAUUUAUAAAGCUUGCUUACGCACAAAACCUGGCUAGAAAUUGCGUACGCCACUUCUUACGCAAGAGUUGGGAUUUAUAAAAGAAAAACUUGUGUAGGAAUGUGCGCAACUUUAAGCAAACUCCACACCUUGCUUACGCACUUUUUGGAGACAAUCGGAGCAAGGUGAGAAUAGUCCGGGUGAUGCGUUCAGCACAACGGAUGACUCCAUGCAGCCUUUCUGUCCUGAGAGCUGCAGCUGCCGUACCAGGCAGUGAUGCUCGCAGAAAGCACAGACCCCACUGUGGCGGUGUAGAUAGUUUGCCAAUUUGAAUUUACAAAUGUGCAAAAAAACAAAUUCCAUUUACAUGCAUUUGUUUUAAGAUUAAUAUGACUAAAUCUUUUUGGUUUACGAACUUUCACCACAUAAGCAGCGGUGGAUAACGGAACGUUUUUUUUUUUUGAACACAUGCACGAGUGUCACACGUGCAUGUUUUUUUUUAUUCUCACCUGUCGCCGCCACGCUCUGAUGGUGCAAAGCCACUUUUUUCUUUGCCUCCACCUUUAGAUCAGACCACUUCUUCUUGAUUUCGGCACAGUGUUGUUUUCGUCUACGUCAUCGUCAACGAAAACAAAACUCCACGUGUUUGCGCGCGCGUGCGUGUGUGUCUCUGUGUUGGAGGAGCACAGCAGGCUGAUGACAGCUGUCAGAGCGGACAGAAGCUGCUCCUAUAUGUUUAGCGUGUAACUGACUGAGUUUUGCAACUCUGUUCGUCAUUUUCGUCUCGUCCCAUCAACGUAAACGCACUUUCGUCUCGUCACAUUUUAGUCAUCUCCGACUUAUGUUUAGCUCGUCAACGUUACGUCUUCGUCGUGGAAGAAAAGGGAAAUAUUUCCGUCAACAAAAACAACCAGUGUUGUUCUCGUUGAUGAAAAUAUUUCUUUUUGACGCUGGUGUUGACGAAAAUAUUUGACGAAAUAUGACGAAAACAACACUGUUUCGGCAACGCUGCGCUCAGUGCCAGCCGCAAUUGCCACCACGGCAACGGCGUUUUUAUUGGUGAUGCCACUCGAAUGGCCGCCGAAUAAGGUCUCCCGUCUCGCCGCCACCUCAUUUACAAGAACCUCCACCUCGAUCUCUGAAAAGUUUCUUUUUCUACGACUUGCUGAUGCCAUGGUCAAGCGUGAAAUGCCGUGGAUCCAUCAGGCUUAUCUACAUGCAAAUCACAUUCAUGAGGUAAUUUGCAUGACCAUACAUGGUGAAUUUUGGGUGUGGAGAGGGCGGGGAAGAAUCAAAUCCCUGCUGAGCAACUUUCCAGCUGGUCUGUGAUUUAUAAAGGGAAAGUGCGUGCAGGUGUGCGUAGGCAGGGUUUUAUAAAUCAGAUUUUUUUUUUGCCUACGCACUUUUCAGCUUUUCAACUUACGUACACUUUUAGUAUGGAUUCUACGCCAGGUUUUAUAAAUGAGGCCCCAGAGCAUUAUUUGUGGCUAUAGAGUGGCUUUCUGAUUGAGGUUUGUGCGCAGAGAUGUAGACCGCUGUGUGUUGCUAUUGUGCGGUCGUUACUAAAGUUGGUAUAACUAGAGAAACAAGCAGUUGGCAACAUUCAUCUCUCGAGGGGGUGUCUGACUCGGUGUUACAGUGUGUUGGACCAUAACUUGAAUUACGCCAGAAUAUCCCUUUAAUACCAAGUUUUUAUUUGUUCCCUCCUUACAGUUUCCCAGCAGCCAGGGAGUAUGCAAGGCUUCGGGGUCAACGGGAUGACAGGAGGGGACCCAGGGAUGACCAUGACACACCCUGCAUACCCAGCACAGCCUGGCGCUGCACACAUGAUGAUGGCAUCCUACCCUCCACCUCCUUCAUACUGCAACCAUCCUCCUCCAUCAUAUGAACAAAUAUUUCAAAACAGCGACAAGAAGUAGGCUAAUAAUCCCAAGAAACUUGGACAAUGGAACUUGUAAGAAAAGGAUGGCAAAUGAUGAUGAAGAGGAAAACUUGCCGAUUAUUUACAAGUGAACCGUUUGUGGAUACAAGACUUUCAAAACACAACUCCUUGUCCCCGUGGAAAAGACCAAAAGACACAGUAACCAGAAUCAAGAUGCACAGAAAUACUUUACUCACACACACACAGACACACACACACAAACACUGCUUCAUCUAAAGCGCUUAUUUACCCUCCAUCUAUGUGGAUCCAUGUGUACAGUGACUGUGCCAGUGAUCGGUGUUGAUCCGACUUGCAAGAAUGGACCUGUUCAGUUGGAGGUUUCAGACUCACCCACUGUCACCUGUCUCCUCCUCCUCUUCCUCCUCCUCUUCCUCCACCCCUCUCAACCUGACUAAAGCUAAAACUGUGCAGAACAGAAUAGGACAUCCCAAACUCAUAAUGUAGUAAAAUGCUGGGUAUGGUUUGUCUUAGAGGGCAGUUUUUCAAUCACUGUCAACACAAAGAAGAGAGAAACAACAAACCUAGAUAGAACUCUUAUCAUACAGAUAGUUCAAAAAAUUAGUUUCUUGGAUAACACCGACUUAUUUUCUAUCCAGCAUUUUACUGCAAGAUGGGCUCUUAACUAAAUGAUGAGUUCUUGAUGAAUUUUUUAUUACAGUGUAUGUAGUUCCAUUAUGUAAUGGCAUGAUGAGUUGUACCAAUAGUCACAGGCUUGUUCUCCUGUUAGGAGCAACGUUCACCGCAAGAUGAGUCAGAUAUGAGCUGAGAUGAAGAGAAGCUGAUUGUAAGGCAGUCAAGUUUUAAUAAAACAUGCCGAGUCUUA